Molecule: messenger RNA, 2056 nt
Organism: Agrilus planipennis (emerald ash borer)
Lineage: Eukaryota; Metazoa; Arthropoda; Insecta; Coleoptera; Buprestidae
Gene: Mocs1
Product: molybdenum cofactor biosynthesis protein 1
Exons: 7
Coding region: 383-1993 (536 amino acids)
Biological process (GO): Mo-molybdopterin cofactor biosynthetic process
Molecular function (GO): GTP 3',8'-cyclase activity; 4 iron, 4 sulfur cluster binding; metal ion binding
Source: RefSeq, a predicted model, not a curated record
UUUACACAUUAAUUAAACGACUAUAACCUAACCUAGAAACGUUAAAUUAAUAAUUAACAUCCGAAAAUACAAUAAUUAAAAAAUAACUGUAUAAAAACAAAAAUUAUCAUUUACAGGAGUUCUUUUAAGCGUUAAUUCUGAUGUUAGUUAUCACAUUGUAAUACUUGGUAUUGGAACGUUAUUAAAUUUUAGAUAAACAAUUUUUAACGUGUUGUAUCUGCAUGAAUUAUCAGUAUUUACAAAAAUAAUCAUAAUUAUGUUGAAAAAGAUUUUAUGACCAAUAUUAACAUAUUUACUAUUAUCAAAAUCGGGGUAAACAAUUUUAUUUAUGUAUAUAUUGAUUUCGUAAAAGUGUAAAUAAUAUAUUAUUGAAUUUAGUGAAAUGUAUUGUUCAGUUAGGGCAGGUCGGCUAAAUCGAAAGUUGUUAGAAAUAUACAAAAUAGUUGAGUGCAGACUGCAUGUUAAAGUUCAAAAGAAUGAAUUACUCAAAGAUAGUCCACUUCUUGAUAAUUUUGGAAGACAGCAUUCGUAUUUACGAAUUUCAUUAACAGAAAGGUGUAAUUUACGUUGUGGUUAUUGCAUGCCUGAAGAAGGAGUGCAAUUAACACCAUCAGAAGACUUAAUGAGUACCGAUGAAAUAGUAAAAAUAGCUAGACUUUUUGUAGAACAGGGCGUAAGAAAAAUUAGACUUACUGGUGGAGAGCCAACUUUAAGGAAAGAUUUAGUGGACAUAAUUGCCAAGUUAAAAUGCAUAGAAGGUCUGGAGAACAUAGCAUUAACAACAAAUGGAGUCGUGCUGACAAAGAAACUUGCUUAUCUUCAAAGGGCUGGUUUAGAUAAUUUAAACAUAAGCUUAGAUACACUUAAUAAAAAUAAAUUUGAAACAAUAACCCGCAGAAAAGGAUGGGAACGCGUGAUGAUGGGAAUAGACCUCGCCUUGCAACUAGGAUACAGUCCUGUUAAAAUUAAUUGUGUUGUUAUUAAAGGCUUUAAUGAAAAUGAAGUUUGCGAUUUUGUAAAGUUAACCAAAGAUAAAAAAUUGGAUGUAAGAUUUAUUGAAUAUAUGCCUUUUACCGGAAACAAAUGGGAAAUGGGAAAAAUGAUUUCUUACAAUGAUAUUAUAGCAAAUAUCAAGUUAAAAUGGCCUGAAAUUUAUCCUCUUGAAAAUGGACCAAACGAUACGUCAAAGGCGUGGAAGAUUCCGGGUCAUCUUGGGCAAAUAGGGUUUAUAACUUCAAUGUCCGAACAUUUCUGUGGAAGCUGCAACAGAUUACGAAUUACAGCAGAUGGAAAUUUAAAAGUUUGCCUUUUUGGAAAUACUGAAAUUUCCUUAAGAGACGCUCUCCGAGCAGGUUGCAGUGACGACGAUCUUGUAACUUUAAUUUCAGCAGCUGUUAAGAGGAAAAAGAAACAACACGCAGAAAGAAGUAAUAUGAAUUGCAAAAGAUUGCCGUCAAGUGUUCAUAUGCAUAGUUUCCGUUAUUACUCUACCAAUAGUAACUUUAGUCACAUUGAUGAACAAGGUAAAGCAAGUAUGGUUGACAUUUCAAUUAAAAAAUCUACUAUAAGAAGCGCUACCGCGACAGCUUCUGUAUAUGUUAAUGACUGCAUUGUAAAGCUUAUAAAAGAGAAUAGUUUAAAAAAAGGGGACGUUUUAAACGUUGCACAAGUAGCAGGUAUAACUGCUGCUAAAAAAACAUCCGAACUUAUUCCUUUGUGUCACAAUAUUGCACUGACUAACGUUAAACUUAAUAUAACGUUAGACGAAGGUGAAAACUUAAUAAAAAUUAUUGCAACGGUCAAGUGCGAAGCAAAAACAGGAGUUGAAAUGGAAGCAUUAACUGGUGCCGCUGUUGCUGCUCUUACGGUAUACGAUAUGUGCAAAGCAGUCAGCAAAGAUAUCGUUAUAGGUGAUAUAUAUUUACUAGAAAAAAGUGGGGGUUCAAGUGGUGAAUAUAAAAAACAAUUGGUAAGUGAUAUUGUUGUGGAAUAAAACAAAUGUAAUAUUAUGGUGUGUAAAUAAUUUUUGAAUAGAUUAUUAUUUUUGAUAAUAGUA